Panicum hallii is the source of this 1506-nucleotide messenger RNA. Its product is annotated as aspartic proteinase nepenthesin-1-like. The transcript has a single exon. The record is from RefSeq and is a predicted model, not a curated record. Gene Ontology annotation, molecular function: aspartic-type endopeptidase activity. NCBI's taxonomy places the organism in Eukaryota, Viridiplantae, Streptophyta, Magnoliopsida, Poales, Poaceae. Gene Ontology annotation, biological process: proteolysis. The coding region runs from base 27 to 1376 and encodes 449 amino acids. Gene Ontology annotation, cellular component: extracellular region.
UCUUGCAGGAACUGGAGCAAGUGCCAAUGAAGCAGCUUCAGAAGAUACCUCUCCUGCUCUCGUUCGAAAAGAUAGUUCUCUUGUUGCCACUGCUUGCUCUGACCUUUUCUUGCUGCGACGCGGCAGCCCUGAAGCUGCACGCCAACCACGCCGACGCCGGCCGCGGCCUCAGCCGCCGCGAGCUGCUACACCGCAUGGCCGUGCGCAGCAAGGCCCGCGCCGCGCGGCUGCUCUCGGGGCGCGCGCCGGCAAGCGCCCGCGUAGACCCGGGAGCCUACACCGGCGUCGUCCCCGACACGGAGUACCUGGUGCACCUGGCCAUAGGCACCCCGACGCAGCCCGUGCAGCUCACCCUAGACACCGGGAGCGACCUCGUCUGGACGCAGUGCCGGCCGUGCCCGGCCUGCUUCGCCCAGACGCUCCCCUACUUCGACCCGCCCAACUCCUCCACGUUCGGCGCGCUCCCCUGCGACUCGCCAAUGUGCGACGACCUCGCCUGGUCGUCUUGCGGCAAGCAGAACUGGGGCAACCGAACCUGCGUCUACGUCUACGCAUACGCCGACAACUCCAUAACCACCGGCAGCCUCGACGCGGACACCUUCACGUUCGCCGCCGGCGACAGCUCCGGCGAGGCCUCCGUACCCGGCCUGGCCUUCGGGUGCGGCAUCUUCAACAACGGGAUCUUCACAUCCAACGAGACCGGCAUCGCCGGCUUCGGGCGCGGGGCCCUGUCCCUGCCGUCGCAGCUCAAAGUGGACAACUUCUCCCACUGUUUCACCACCAUAACGGGUUCGGAACCCAGCACCGUCCUGCUCGGCCUCCCGGCCGACCUCUACGGCGGCGCCGUCCAGUCCACCCCUCUCGUCCAAAACUUCUCGUCUCUGACCGCGUACUACCUGUCGCUAAAGGGCAUAACCGUCGGCGAAACGAGGCUGCCGAUCCCCGAGUCAGCGUUCGCGCUGAGGCAGGACGGGACGGGCGGCACGGUCAUCGACUCCGGCACCGGCAUGACGUCGCUGCCCCGGGGAGCGUACGAGCUCAUGCACGACGCGUUCGUCGCGCAGGCGAGGCUGCCCGUGGACAACGCGACGUCGUCGCUGCUCUCGCAGCUCUGCUUCUCGGCUCCGCGGCGGGCGAGGCCCGGCGACGUGCCGAGGCUGGCGCUGCACUUCGAGGGUGCGACGCUGGAGCUGCCGCGGGAGAACUACAUGUUCGAGUUCGAGGACGCGGGCGGCGGCAGCUUCACCUGCCUUGCUGUCAACGCUGGGGACGACCUGACCAUCAUAGGCAACUACCAGCAGCAGAACCUGCACGUCCUCUACGACCUGGUCGGCAACACGCUGUCCUUUGUUCCUGCUCAGUGCAACAGGCUUUAGGCCUCUAUUGGAACAGGCAUGCAAAACCACAGAAGUGGAAAGGUCUCCACCAUGUUGCAGAUGUUAUUAUUUUUCUGAUGUUGCAGAUGUUGGUCUUCAUUCUUCCAUGUUUUACUCCCUCCAUCCCAAA